This is a messenger RNA of Sitodiplosis mosellana (orange wheat blossom midge), 1142 nucleotides long. RefSeq lists its product as uncharacterized. Lineage: Eukaryota; Metazoa; Arthropoda; Insecta; Diptera; Cecidomyiidae. The record is from RefSeq and is a predicted model, not a curated record. The transcript is spliced from 3 exons. Gene Ontology annotation, cellular component: ciliary membrane; Golgi apparatus. Bases 262 to 765 code for a protein of 167 amino acids. Gene Ontology annotation, biological process: negative regulation of smoothened signaling pathway.
AUCGAAUUUCACUUUUAUACAUUUGACAUUUUGGGCUAAUGCUGACACUUCAAGUAGAAAGCUAAUAAAUAAAAAAUAAAACUCCAUAUUUAUUACAAAAACGCAACAAACAAACAAAUGGAAUAAAUCAAAAUAAAUCACGAAAACAAAGCGAAAAAGUGAUAUUUCAUCAGUGAAGUUAGGACAGAAAUCGGCAAGUGAGCGCAGCGUGUAUACGAAAUUACAUGAUAAUAGCACAAAUAAAAUCAAGGACGCUGAAUAAUGGAUAGAUUAACAACAAUUAGUGCAUCAUUUUUUAUGGCAGCUGAUGUAUUUGCAAUUAUCAGCCUAGCAACUCCAGACUGGAUAGUUACAGAUGUUGGAGGUGAAACACGACUGGGCCUGAUGUGGACUUGUAUGACCUUAUACAAUCGACCUCAAACUUGCUUCACACCUGAACUACAACCAGAAUGGCUAUUGGCACUGAUAUGCAUUUUCGUUGGAUGCAUUUGUAUAACAACCGCCAUCAUUUUACUGGCCUCAAGUAACUGGGACCGAGAUGUGAUUCCAUAUGCGCGAUGGGUUGGAUUUACAGCGAUGGUGCUCUUCUGCCUGGCUGCAGUCAUAUUUCCACUUGGUUUCCACAUUGAUGAGAUUGGUGGCCAACCAUACCAACUGCCGAACUCACAUCAAGUUGGUUUCAGCUACAUCAUGUUUGUACUCGCACUUUGGAUCACUGUGAUAUCUGAGCUAUUUGCUGGAAAAGUAUGCCUGCCCCAUUUCUGAUUGAUUGCUCCCUAAGAUAUUAUCGAAUAUCUGCACAAUUUCAUCAUUUGUUGAAAAUGAUUUCACUCCAUUGGUUCAAUAAUAAGUUUCUCAAGAUGGUUCCGCCUUGCGUUUAACAUAAUAACCAAGAAAUCAAGUCGGAUCAGACGGAGAAACAUAAAGACUAGGAAAUAAAUUAAAGAAAAUUUAGAUAGUCGGAUCAAUCAGUGACUAUCAAUCAUUUUGGCCCACGUUCCAAAAUAUUCCGUUUGUACGGUUAUCCGUACUAUUUAGCCAAAGCUACAUCUUGAUAGAAUGUUUUUAGAAUUAUUUAACUGUUUUAAGAUGAUUUAUUCUCACAUGGGAUUUGUAAAUAGCAAUAAAAAGGAUUAUCCCAA